AUGCCACGAUGGAAGCGCAAAGAGAAACCCUUGACCAGCGCGACUGGCCCACAAAUUUUAUCGACAACAGCAGGCGAGACCGGACGGAGCAAAUCUGAACCUCACUCGAUCGCCCUUACCUCUCUUCGAGCAGUCUCCGGUGAGAUCUACAAUGCAGCCGAAGCGCAGAGACUCGCCAAGCAGCACGCCGAGUUUGGUCCCCUUGGCGAUCCGUCGCAUCUCUACGUGAGCAAACACAGCGGGGGCGAAAUCCCCGACCCGAUCCUCGACGAGCCGCCAUACUUUACCGCUCUCACGACCUACAUCAGCUUCCUCGUUUUGAUCUUCCUCGGCCACUUCCAUGACUUUUGCGACAAGUACUUCCGAUCUCACACAUACAAGCACCUCCGCCCGCAAAAUGGCUAUGCAUCGCUGUACAGCGAUUUCGAGAGCUUCUAUACACGACGCAUGAAGCGGCGGAUCAAUGACUGUUUCGAGCGACCGACCACCGGGGUUCCAGGGAGAUAUAUCACUUUGUUGGAUCAGCAAUCGGAUGACAAACUCCAUUUCCGGCUCACAGGGACGACCACGGACACUUUGAACCUUAGCUCGUACAACUAUCUUGGAUUUGCGCAGUCCGAGGGUCCCUGUUCCGAUCUCGCCGAAGAAACUAUUCGUCAAAAUGGAAUCACUAUGGCCGGCUCUGUUGCCGAACCCGGCACACCACAGCUUCAUGCCGAGGUCGAGCAACAAGUGGCGCGGUUCGUGGGCAAGGAGGAUGCGAUUGUCUUUUCCAUGGGCUUUGUUACCAAUGCCACGAUUUUCCCUGCCCUCAUGGAUAAGGGAUGCUUGAUCCUCUCGGAUGAACUCAAUCAUGCGUCCAUUCGCUUCGGGGCACGUCUCUCGGGAGCUGCCAUCCAGGUCUUUGCGCAUAACAACAUGGCGGAUCUGGAGAGACGACUUUGA
Molecule: messenger RNA, 945 nt
Organism: Aspergillus viridinutans
Lineage: Eukaryota; Fungi; Ascomycota; Eurotiomycetes; Eurotiales; Aspergillaceae
Product: serine palmitoyltransferase component
Exons: 1
Coding region: 1-945 (314 amino acids)
Biological process (GO): sphingosine biosynthetic process; ceramide biosynthetic process
Cellular component (GO): serine palmitoyltransferase complex
Molecular function (GO): serine C-palmitoyltransferase activity; pyridoxal phosphate binding
Source: RefSeq, a predicted model, not a curated record